AUGACCGAGAAACCUUCACCCUCCUUCCCUGACCUCCUAGACGUCAUCAUUGUCGGAGCUGGUCCCUGCGGUCUCGCGGUGGCAGCUCGACUCCGCGAAGAAACGCCGUCGGCCAUCUUCACCGACGACGAACACCAGCGCUACCACUGGAUCAACAAGCACAGCGGCCGCAUGGCGCUGGUGCAAGCGCACCGCGGCAAGAUCAAGGGUGUCAAGGCGGAGCGAUGGCAGAGCUACGACGCGCGCCGGCGGUCGUCCGCCAGCAGCAGUAGCAGCGGCGACGGCGGCGGCCGCCGCUCGUCGACCUCGUCGGCACCGUCGCUGGCCUCGUCGGUAUCAUCAGCCCCGGACGUGGAGGGGUCGGAGCGCGGAAGAGACAAAGACGGUGAUGACGACGACCAUCUCUCGACGCUCGUGCUGGACGGCACCGGGGACCGGUGGAUGGAGCGGUGGAACCGGGCGUUCCGCACGCUGGAGAUCAAGCAGCUGCGGAGUCCGAUGUUCUUCCACGUCGAUCCGGGGGACCGGGACGGCAUGCUGGCGUACACGCAGGAGAUGGGGCGCGAGAGGGAUCUCUGGGAGAUCUCCGGGUGUGUGGGCAAGGAGUUGAGCAAGCACAAGAAGAAGAAGAAACAGCAGCGGCGGCCUGUCGCUAUCGGCGACAACGAGAUCGACGAGCGAGACCGCAAAGACUACUUCUCGCCGUCGACGGAGCUCUUCACCGACUACUGCGAGAGCAUUGUGCGCCGGUACGGCCUGGACGCGCCGGGCCUGAUCCAGCAGCGCGAGGUCGUAGACAUCCAGUACGACUUCCACGCGGAGAUGUCGCCCGCGGACAAGAUCUUCACGGUGACGGCCGCGGAUGGCGCGCGGUUCUACAGCCGCGCGGUGGUGCUGGCCAUCGGGCCCGGCAUGACCAAGGUGUUUCCAUUCCCGCUGAGCGCGGACGAGCAGCAGGGGGCAUGCCACAGCACGGAGAUCCGGAGUUUCCCCAGCCCCAACGUGCGGAACAAGAUCCAGCAGCGUCGGCCGACGAACCUGGUGAUUGUUGGGGGCGGACUGACCUCAGCGCAGAUUGCGGAUAUGGCGGUUCGGAAGGGAGUGAGCAAGGUGUGGCUGCUGAUGAGGUCGGAUUUCAAGGUCAAACACUUCGACAUCGGGUUAAACUGGAUGGGCAAGUUCAAGAACUACGAGAAAGCCGCCUUCUGGUCGGCCGACACAGACGAGGAACGCCUGGCGAUGAUUCAGGUGGCCCGCAACGGCGGCAGCAUCACGCCGCGGUACCAGAAGAUCCUGAAGCAGCACGUCGCCCACCAGCGGGUGUCGGUUCACACACGCACCGUCAUCCGCGAGCGGACCUUCUGCGCAGCCACGCAGACCUGGCAUCUUACCACGGACCCGCCCAUCGCGGACCUGCCCGCGGUCGACUACAUCUACUUCGCCACGGGGAUGGCGGCGGACGUCAACACGAUGCCGCUGCUGCAGCGCAUGCAGCGCGACUACCCCGUCGAGACGAAGCAGGGCCUCCCGUGCAUCUCGGAUGAUCUCAUGUGGCGGGCGGACGUGCCGUUGUUUCUGACGGGGCGCCUCGCGGCUCUGCGUCUGGGCCCGGGGGCUCCCAAUCUCGAAGGAGCCAGGUUGGGGGCGGAGAGGGUCGCGUGGGGCAUGGAAGAGGUGCUUGGGCGCAAGGAGACGGAUGAGAGUGAUGUGAGACGGUCGAAGAAGUGCUUCUGUGGCUUGGGGAAUCGAUAUGGGGAGUUGGCUGACGUGGAUUUGUAA
This is a messenger RNA of Aspergillus terreus NIH2624, 1779 nucleotides long. RefSeq names its product FAD binding domain protein. The record is from RefSeq and is a predicted model, not a curated record. The transcript is spliced from 3 exons. Bases 1 to 1779 code for a protein of 592 amino acids. Lineage: Eukaryota; Fungi; Ascomycota; Eurotiomycetes; Eurotiales; Aspergillaceae.